CAGUCACCAUAUACUGAUGAUUGGGUUUGCAAGUUUGUAGAUGUAGAUUAUAAAUGCUCAUCCCCUCGACUCGUUGAAGGACGUUUAGCUUGAAGCAAACCCUGUAAAGCCAAAAACAAAAACAGUAAAACAAAAAACCAGGGAGACAAAGGGAAACCGGGCUCUGCAAAACCGCUAUAUUAAUGGCGUUUUGGACAUAGCAAUCGUUAUAUCGUACAAAAUCCUGUGAGAAAGCGAAACUGAGGGAAAAAGAGUCAAGUGAUAUAGCUUUAACGUACACUUUGCAGCAGGACUUAAAAACCCCAACAGGGUUAGGCUCUGCAACUGCGAGCAACAAGGGAAAAAACUGAAGAGGACCCCCCUUUCUCCUGAAACCAAGCUAGAGUUAACCGUACUAAGCUGAGAGAUACUCGUAGUGUGAUUUGAUUCCAUGAUUUUCGUUUUUUUUCUGUAAAUUGAGUGAGAGGAGGUACAUCAAAAGUUUACCUUUUUUCCUCAAACAAUCCUUUUUCCAGUACUAGAAAAAAAACCAAAAACAAGAAAAGCAAAGCAGAUUUCACCUUCACCACUGAGUUACUUCAAGUUUCACGUAGCUGCAAUCAAGGUAUUUUUACAGUUUGAAGUUGGGAUUUUGAAAUUUUUUUUUUUUUUGUUUCUUUGGGAGGGUUUUAGAAUGAGAUUUUGUUGAAGAAAAGAAGGGUUGUUUUGGAUCAGUCUUUGAGGUUAAAGGUUAGGGUUGCAAAAACAGGAGGAACCCAUAUCUUAAAUGUCUGAUUCAUGCAAUCUAGUGGAACAGAUAAGGUAUUGGAUUGUAUCAAGUAGAUUUGGUGGAUAGAGAUCUCUCUCUUUAUCUACUACAGCAAACAAACAAAGAAAAAACAAGUUUUUCAUUUCUUUAACGGUAACAAAGAAGAUCUUCCCAUUCAUUUUGGUUUUCUUUUCUUAAUUUCCAUCUUGAUUUAUUGCUUUGAUUCCCCCUAAAAAGGUCUGUUUCUUGCUUUUGAACUAUGGCUAAUCGUUGGUGGGCUGGAAAUGUGGCAAUGAGAGGUGUUGAUUCAAUAACUUCAACUCCAUCUCUUCACCUUAGAAACCCAUCUGAAGAAGAUCAUCAAAUAGCUUUGAACCGCCUUGGACCCAGACGAGAAAACCAAGAUUUUAGAGAUAACAUUAGCCCCUCCAAUGCCAGCACUAGCAGCCCUAACCAAAACCAAGAAGACAAUGAAGAUAGCCGAGACAAUGUUGAACCUGAAGACCGAAGUCUUGCUCUUGAAACCAUUGAACCUGGUUCAAGUUCAGCUUCUCGCCGUCCUAGAGGUAGACCACCUGGUUCAAAGAACAAACCAAGGCCCCCCGUUAUUAUAACCAAAGAAAGCCCUAAUUCUCUCCGUAGCCAUGUGCUUGAAAUCACUAGUGGCAGUGACAUUGCUGAGUGUAUAGCUAAUUUCGCUCAGCGUCGCCACCGUGGCGUGUCGGUUUUGAGUGGCAGUGGUAUUGUUGCCAAUGUUACCCUUCGCCAACCAGCUGCCCCUGGUGGAGUGGUCACUUUACAUGGAAGAUUCGAGAUUCUAUCACUAUCCGGUGCAUUUUUUCCUGCCCCAUCUCCUUCCGGAGCUACGGGACUGACGGUGUAUUUAGCUGGCGGGCAAGGGCAGGUGGUGGGAGGGAGUGUGGUUGGGGCCCUGGUAGCGUCAGGGCCAGUGAUGGUUGUCGCGGCGACGUUUACAAAUGCGGUUUAUGAGAGGUUACCAAUAGAGGAUGAUGAUAAUAGUGGUGGGGGAGGCGAUGGCGCCAGCGACGGGAUUGGGGUGCAGCAGCAAGGUAGUAACAACAAAAAUAGUAGUAGUGGUGGUGGUGGUGCUAAUUCAGGGUCUCAGUCUCAAGGUUUGGGUCAUGAUAAUCAGCAAGGUGGUUCAAUGCCUUUGUAUAAUCUGCCUACUAAUUUACUGCCUAAUGGACAAAUGCCUCAUGAUGUGUUUUGGGGUCCUCCACCACCGCGUCCACCGCCAUCUUAUUAACACGAAAGGGGAAUGGAUUUGGAGAUAGAGGUGAAGGUGGAGAGACUGUAGAAGGUGCUUUGAUUAGCUGACUGGUUUUGUAUAAAAAAUGUAAUGACAAUUUCCAUGUAAGUGUAGGGAGAAAGGACUUUUUGGAUUAGUUUCUGAUCUUUUGUGAAUUUAAUCAAGUUCAUGGUGAGGUUUAAUUAUGUUUUAGAGGUGCUUUUGUAGAACUUUGUAGAAGUGUUUCUUGUUUUUAUUCCCUAAUCAGCUUUUUUUUUUUGGUGUAGCAAUGCAUCUUUGAUGAUGUAGGUAAAUAAAUGGAAUA
Messenger RNA from Durio zibethinus, 2322 nucleotides. RefSeq names its product AT-hook motif nuclear-localized protein 15-like. Lineage: Eukaryota; Viridiplantae; Streptophyta; Magnoliopsida; Malvales; Malvaceae. Gene Ontology annotation, cellular component: nucleus. Gene Ontology annotation, molecular function: minor groove of adenine-thymine-rich DNA binding; DNA-binding transcription factor activity. The record is from RefSeq and is a predicted model, not a curated record.